Molecule: messenger RNA, 2091 nt
Organism: Eruca vesicaria subsp. sativa (arugula)
Lineage: Eukaryota; Viridiplantae; Streptophyta; Magnoliopsida; Brassicales; Brassicaceae
Source: the annotation of a GenBank genome assembly
CAUCAACGAAGCUGAUGCAAUCGUGAUUGCGCGGGGGAUAAAUCUCUCUUCAGACACCACCCCGCCAUUAGCUUCAACAAUGACGGCUUUUCUCAUCUGAAGAAACAAAACAAAAAAAACGAAUCUUUUCAUUCCUCUCAUGCCUCGAAACGACGUAGCUUCUCAGUGAGGAAGAAGAUGAUGAUGAAGUUCUUUGUCUUCUCUGUUUUGUUUGCUUUUGGUUUCUUCUCUUUCCCGUCUUCCGUCGCCGCACAACAGGAUCCGCUUAAGCUCAUAUUAGGCUCACCUAAUUUUGGAUCAUGGAAAGGUGCACUCUCAACAGAUUCGUUAGCACCAGGACCUUCAGCUGAUUUCUCUGAUUACCUCGUCUUGGCAGCUCACAGAACCAAGAGACCUGACAUUCUCAGAGCCUUUAAGCCUUACCGUGGUGGCUGGAACAUCACCAACAAUCACUACUGGGCUUCUGUUGGAUUUACAGGUGCUCCUGGUUUCAUUCUAGCUGCUGUUUGGAUCUUGUCUUUUGGUUCUCUUCUUGUUGUUUACCAUUGCUUUAAAUGGAGAGUAUGCGAGAAAGCUAAAGGAUCAUCAUACAAUUCAAGGAGAAUCUGUCUCAUCUUGUUGAUAGUCUUUACCUCUGCUGCUGCGGUAGGAUGCAUUCUUUUGUCUGUUGGACAGAAUAAGUUUCAUACUGAAGCUUUGGCUACUCUUAAGUUUGUGGUAAACCAAUCAGACUACACUGUGGGGAUCUUACAGAACGUUACUCAGUAUCUUUCCCUUGCGAAAACGAUUAACGUGACAACUAUUUCCGUUCCACCUAAUGUGUUGGGUGAGAUCGACAAGUUAAAUGUUGAUCUGAACACUGCAGCAGAGACAAUCGAAGAGAAAACAACUGAUAAUGCUGCUAAGAUUAAGAGAGUUUUCUAUGCUGUGCGAUCAGCUUUGAUCACGGUGGCUACUGUGAUGCUCAUCCUUUCUUUUCUUGGUCUUUUGCUUUCUGUUCUCCGCCAUCAACACGCUAUUCACAUAUUCGUUGUAAGCGGGUGGAUACUGGUGGCUGUGACAUUUGUUCUCUGUGGAGUCUUUCUGAUCCUAAACAAUGCAAUUUCAGAUACUUGUGUAGCAAUGAAGGAAUGGGUUGAUCAUCCUCACGCAGAAACAGCGCUAAGCAGCAUCCUCCCAUGUGUUGAUGAGCAAACAACAAACCAGACUCUUGCACAGAGCAAAGUUGUCAUCAACAGCAUCGUUACCGUUGUAAACACCUUUGUCUAUGCCUAUGCCAAUACAAACCCAUCUCCAGGUCAAAACUUCUAUUACAAUCAGUCUGGACCUCCAAUGCCUCCUCUGUGCAGCCCCUUUGAUUCAAACAUGGAAGCACGCGAGUGCGGCUCUUGGGAAUUGUCAAUACAAAAUGCAUCAUCGGUCUGGGAGAGUUUCAUAUGCGAGGUAACAGAAUCUGGAGUCUGCACAACGGUGGGGAGAGUAACGCCUGACAACUUCAAGCAGUUGGUAGCAGCUGUAAAUGAGACCUACGCUCUGGAGCAUUACACGCCACCGUUGCUUAGCUUCAGAGAUUGCAACUUUGUGAGGGAUACAUUUGAGAGUAUUACCUCGGAGUACUGUCCACCAUUGGAGCGUAACCUGAGGAUUGUGAACGCAGGACUUGGACUGAUCUCUGUUGGAGUGUUGCUGUGUUUGGUGCUGUGGGUAUUCUAUGCGAACCGCCCCCAAAGGGAGGAAGUGUUUGCGGGUCCACGCCCUCAGAUAAAAGAUAAUCAUAGCUCUGGUAACGGCUUGGAUAAUGGUCACUCAGGUGAUGAGACUACUAAGCGUUAUGCAGAGAUCGUGUAGUAUAGAGGUAUAGAUAGGUAGAAGAAUCAUAUGUAGUAUUUUCAUAUAAAAAGAUAGAUAAUAAAAAGUCAUUGUGUAGCGUUCAUGUUACAUUAGAAGUAAGAGGAGACUUAAAGUGGAGCAAAGUUUCACUUUAUGGCUUUUGUUUUUCGAUCCUUGAUUGCAAUCAACUCAUUGAACAUUUUUUUACCUCACCAGUAUUCCCAUGUUCGGACACAAUAUAAUCAUGAAUAGUCCAUUACA